UUAAAAUUGCUUAAAACACUAAUAACUUUUGUUUGUAUUUUCUCACAAAAAGGGGCCUUCCAGAGAGUAAAAGCAACCUCAUCCAUUUUAUUCAAGAAGUCCACGGACAUUACCUGCUUCAGCGCCCACUACACACUCCAGUCGUAGUGCACUGCAGCUCUGGUGUUGGCCGUACUGGCGCCUUCUGUCUGCUUUAUGCAGCGCUGCAAGAAAUUGAGGCUGGCAAUGGUAUACCUGACCUGAUCCAGCUGGUGAGGAAGAUGAGGCAGCAAAGGAAGAACAUGCUGCAAGAAAAGCUUCAUCUCAAAUUUUGCUAUGAGGCUGUCCUUAAACAUACAGAGCAGGUUCUGCAACGUCAUGGCAUUAUUACAUCCCCUUGCACCAGGACCCCAAAUAACAUUGCAUUAAAGUCAUACUCGCGACAGGAGUCUCAGGACAUUGUUCUGGGAGGAGACAUGCCUAUUAGUUCCAUACAGGCCACUGUGGCCAAACUUAGCAUUCGACCACCCAGUGUUGACCAUGAACAAGAGUCCGGCCAAGACCAGAUUCCCUCCGUUUCCGAAGCGGCAAGCACAGUGGAACCAGAUCCUACAGAAUUGUCACUUCAGCCUUCUCAGGACCCGCUUUGUUAUGAAGCUAUGCCUGGUUUCAUCAGUCCCCCCCUCUCUUGCACCUCUUCUCCAGGCAAGACGCAGUCACCUUCACCUCCUAGUGGCCAAGGGAAUGGGUUCACUGGGUCCACUCCUGCAUCUCCAGUCUCAAAUCACCAGCCAUCCACUGAAGCAGCGCCUCAUGCUCCUUCUCCGCCCCCCUCCUCAUCUUUAGAUCUGCUUGCUUCUCUCACACCUGAAGCCUUCACUCUGGACAGUGCCCAUCGAGGCAAGCAGCGGAUUAACAAGCAAAGCUUCCUUCAGCCGCAAGAAGGUAAAGGCCUGCAAGGACCACCAGAGGGCGACGAUCCGCUCAGUAGUUUGGAUCCUCUCUGGACACUCAACAAAAGCUGAAACAACAUAACCAAGCUCUCUUUUAUCUUCUCCCCCACAGGCAGUCUUCUUAUGAACUGUUUCUGACCCCGUGUAACAUCUUGUCCGUGUUCAUGCCUCUUGGACCCUAUCACUGUAUGUAUGUCUGUCCACUUGUGUCCUGAAAAGUCUUUUUUUCAGUUGGCACUUUUCCAGCUCUGAUCCUGGUUACAUUCCGUAAAUCCGGUCUCCUAGCAUGCACUCCUAAUGCCGUGGUGUUUGUGAUUGCCUGUAAGGUGCCUCUGCAGUGGGCACCAAAAAUGGAAACAUUGAGAAUGGAAACAGUGUGAUAGAAAAACUGACAUUCAAGCUACUGUUGUCAUUAUCAGAAAACAUAUUAACAGUUUGACUGAGCGACUGUCUGCUUGCCCUUUGUACACAUGCUGCUUACACUGUGGGUUGUAUAUUAUUAGUCACCGCACCUGUCUUUGAGCUACAGUGAUCUGCAAAGUAUAUGUAGGGACAAAUUGAAGCGGGUGAUGAAAAUACGACUUAAUGUACUCGUUAUACUUAAAACACUCAAAAUUCUGAAUCACUUCAGAAAUCAUAGCAUUUUUAUGAGCUGAUUCUUUCUUUGAACUGUGUAAAUAAAUCUUAACAAAUGUCAAUAUGUUGGUCUCAUUUGAUUUGUUUUUCAAACUAUAGCAAAUAGCAAAAAUAUGAAGAGGACAAGUUUUUUGGGGGGUUAGCAUGGACUCAUUAGCCCCUGGUGGUAGAUGCUGUAACUACACCAACUUCCUCUAUUGACCGCUAUUCAAAAAUGCGCAAUGUUUGAAAUUUAAAUAAUUUAUUUUAUAGUAAUAUUUACAUAUUUUCCCAGUCUGCUGUACAUCACACAUUCAAAUUUGUUAUUUGUUCUGAAAACUUGUCAUCACCCACCUUAUUCUCAUGUUACAAUUCAUAUUACCAAUUUUUCCCUCCAUCGAGUUGCCCUUUUUUUAAAUAAAUGCAUGGUGUUUCUGUUUACUGUCAGGUUCAGUUUGCAAUUUAGUUGACAAUCGUUAAAACCUGUACCACUAAGCUAAUGUUUAAAGAGUAGACCAAGUGCAUUACCGUCAAUGCAUUGUAACUUAUUUUACAGCAAGCUACAAAUACUGUUGAUAGGUUGUUAUAUUUAACCCAGAGAAAACACAUUUUGUAUGAAAGCCUUUUUAUUUGCGAAUUAGUACAAAGUUUUUUUUCUCCGGUGUUAAAAAUAGAACAGAGCAUUAGUUACAUCCUCUACUGUCUGGUUACACUGUGUAGUGUAUUUGGGAAAGACUGAGAAGAGGGCAGAGCAGCCCCCCCCCAAAAAAAAGACAAUAUUUACACCCAGUCUCUCUGCCCCCUCCCCAUCUUAAGAAACAGUGCAACAUUCAGGCAUUUCACAUCACUUUAAACAUCCUCCACUUCUACUUCAGCAGCAGUAAGAUACAGCAAGUUGACAGCAGUAUUUCACUUCAAUACUGCAUGCAUCUAUCAUGUCUAGGAAUGUGCUCCUCUGGGAAGGCAGAGCGAGCAGUAAAAUCAACACAAUGGAGCUUGGUGCUAUUUCACUUCUCGCAAUAAAACGGCUGCCAUUGUAUUUGGCAGCAACCCUGCCAUCAAGUAAAUGAUGCUUUUCAGUAUGGUCACGGAAAUGAUUAUAAAUCAUUGUCUUCUCUCAGCACUCUGUUCUCAUGUGGUUAAUGCUUAAUCUAAUCAUGUGACAAGUUUUAACCACUCAUAAAUAAUUCUGAACAAUUCCCAGCUGCUAGCCAUACAUUUGUUCUUGAGCGAUAACUGGCCAUACAUCAUCACGUCAUGGUGAAAAUGAUUGUUUUUUGCUAUUUCUCAUGUUUAAACAAGAUUUGAGCAUCCUUACAACAGCUGCACAGCUGGUCUUAUGAAACUUCAGCCGUAUCAAUGCCACAAUCACAAACCCACUGAAAAAUGCACAUACGUAUACUUAAAAAAAAAAAAAA
Molecule: messenger RNA, 2965 nt
Organism: Sinocyclocheilus rhinocerous
Lineage: Eukaryota; Metazoa; Chordata; Actinopteri; Cypriniformes; Cyprinidae
Product: tyrosine-protein phosphatase non-receptor type 23-like
Exons: 4
Coding region: 261-1004 (247 amino acids)
Source: RefSeq, a predicted model, not a curated record